CGCGAUGCUCAAUAAGAAAUCAGUGCCCACGUAUGGCGCGACGACGUCCGGCGCUGCGCUCGUCAAGCAAGCGCAGCACGCCCACCAGGCCCUCGACGUCGACGCUUCCCGCGCCGUGCACCUCGCCAAGGCCGGCCACGCCAGCGAGGCCCAUCUGGACAACGGCGGCCACAUCAAGAGCGCAGUUUACGGCGGCCUUGAUGGCAUCAUCACGACGUUUGCAACUGUGACAUCGGUCGCUGGCUCGGGCCUUCCGCACGCUGUGAUUCUGAUCCUCGGGCUCGCGCACCUUAUCGCGGAUGGCCUCUCGAUGGGCAUGGGCGACCUCCUUAGCACACAAGCGGAGAUCGAUCUUGUCAACCAUGAGCGGUCGCGCGAGCUCUGGGAGAUGGACAACUUUCCUGAAGGCGAGAAGGCCGAGAUGGUUGAGCUCUACGAGCGCAAAGGCAUUUCGUCCAAGGACGCCAAGCUCGUUGUCGACACGCUCUCCAAGUACAAGGAGGCGUUUGUCGACAUCAUGAUGGUCGAGGAGCUUCAUUUGAUGCCAGUCGAUGAAGACGACGAUCCGCUCAUGGGCGGUCUUGUGACGUUUGGGUCGUUCGUGCUCUUUGGCUCGGUGCCGCUACUGUCUUACCUCGUCAACUUGAUCCCAGGCAUCACGCUCACGAGCGAAGCAGCGCUGUGGGGCUCGAGCGCGCUCACGGUCCUGACGCUCUUCCUGCUGGGCGCGGUCAAGGGCCAGUACGUCGGCCAGAAGUGGUACCUCUCGGGCAUGUACAUGGCCAUCAACGGCACCGUCGCCGCCGGCAUGGGCUGGGUCAUCGGCUACCUCCUCGCGCUCACCGGCGUCCAGUUUCUCACAUUUGGCUAA
Saprolegnia parasitica CBS 223.65 is the source of this 871-nucleotide messenger RNA. RefSeq lists its product as hypothetical. NCBI's taxonomy places the organism in Eukaryota, Oomycota, Saprolegniomycetes, Saprolegniales, Saprolegniaceae. The record is from RefSeq and is a predicted model, not a curated record. Gene Ontology annotation, molecular function: manganese ion transmembrane transporter activity; iron ion transmembrane transporter activity. Gene Ontology annotation, cellular component: membrane. The transcript has 3 exons. Gene Ontology annotation, biological process: intracellular manganese ion homeostasis. Bases 5 to 871 code for a protein of 288 amino acids.